GGUCCCCGCUACACUUAUUUUCGUUGCUCUGUCAAAGGUGCAAUUUCUCUUCUCUAGAAAUUGUGUUGGUGUGGUUGGUGUGCUGUACAGGUUGUGUGCAUUCCCAGCCCCGAGCAGCAGUUUAUCUCGUCGAAGAAGGGAAGUGUUCUCUGGGGAACUGUCGUCUGAUAUGGGUCGAGUUAUCUCACUGCAGCUGCGCUGUGCCGUGCUCUUCUCCGUUGUGUCACUGCAUCGACAGAAUCAGUGACGGAAUUUAAGCCUAACAUCUCCUUGAUAUGAUACCUCGUCGAGACAACACUUGUGUACACCGACCAUCGCACGCGCUAACAUCAUGUCGAAAGGAUUUGCGGCUUUUCGCAAGGAGUCCCAGGAGGGGCUGCAUUCGUUGAGUGUUGAGGACGAGCUGUUUACGGCUGAAGUUGAGGACGACUACGAUGCUCUCAACGACGAGACGUUUGGAGGCGGUCUUGAUGAUGGCUGGGAGGAGGCGCACGAGAAGUUUGCUGAACUUGAAGAUCGAGCCAGGCAGGAUUCCUCCAUGGUGGAUUUACUGGUUGAUGAAGACCCUCUUUUGUUGAACCAGGAAGUGGUUGAGCAAAGCAUCUCUCACCUUGGCCUGGAAGAUGACCGAGACGAUGACCCGGCUAUCAAGUCUUACUCCGAAUUCACAACAUAUCCAUGGCCCAUUGAACGGGGGGGCCGCCCCUGUUCCUCACCACCACCACCACCGACGACGACACUGCAACAUUUUGGCGGUUCGCCCAAGACCGACACCAUCUGGACACCCAAGGCCGUCUAUCCCUCAUCCACCGAAGACCGACUUACUUCCCUCCUCUGGAAACUACAGCAGCAAAGCUCCUCCACGCAGGUGCUGUCCCAGCCUCGAAGAUCGUCUUUGCCGCCCAAUGUGCACACGCUGGAAGAACUCGAACGUGACAUGCUGCAUUCCGGUGGUAGCCCUCCAGUGCCGAUUGGGAGAGGCAGGGGCUGGGUGGCGGGCCAUGCUGAACACGAGGUGGCCGGAUACCCAUGUAGGAGCACUCCUCCCGGUCACCGGGGAUCAUCGGCUGAGCAUGGCACUGGAGGAGGAACACUGCCUGCUGCCGCUUUCAGUGCCCAGCAGUACCGUUUCAACCCAGGCCGGCCAGCGUACCCACCACCACCACCAACCAGUGGUGUGCCAGCAAAGCCCAGCCAGCUGGAUAUGUCCCCCCCUGCCAGGACACCCGGGCUUGUCCAUGGCUGCAUGUCACCGGGUAAUUACUCGCCUAGCUUCGGAAGCCGACUGCCAAUGCCUCCUGGGCCUCAUCCCUUGCUAGGACGUGGCAGGGGGGUCAUAAUGGGUCCAUCCAUGUUACUCAACAGCACAAUGCAGAACCACAUGCCACUGCAAAGCAACCUGCCCUUCAGACCUGGAUUAAGCAGUGGUAUGGACCUUCGGCGCCUCCUCUACCCUCGACAGGUUCAACACCCACUCCUAAAUAAGAACCACUUUGCAUUGUCGGCUGGUGCUGGACUUUACCAGCAACAUGCAUACCAGACAGUAUUUGGCCAGAGCAGCUUGCCGCAUGAAGGCUCCCAACAGCCCAGCCAUCACACCUAUGUUCGGCCACAUGGCAGCCUGGAUAACCGUGACAACUCAUUGUCAGGCGACAAUUUGGACGACCCUUAUGCCGGGCUCAUGACGCAAAAAGAAAAGGAUUGGUUAGUCAAGAUUCAGCUGCUCCAAGUGCAGUCGGAGAACCCAGAUGUGGAUGAUUACUACUAUGUGAUGUUCACCAAAAGGAAGGCAGAACGACAAGAGUCUUCUGGUGGAGGGGAUGGUGACAAACCAAAGUUUAUUCGACCAGAACGAGUGCGCACAGAAUCCAAAAGCUACACGCCAAUCCAAUUUGAGCGGUCGUUGGGGAAGUUGCAAGUGGUUAGUGUCAACUACCCACGCAAGAUCCUUGACAUGGGGGUUCAGCGACUGUCCGAGGACGAAGAUCGCAAGGUCCCUCCAGAUCGGCACUUGUUAUGGUUCCGCCAACUACUGCUUGACAUCGAAAAGCUCUAUUGCGCAGUUCUGGAGUACGAGGAUGGCAGCUGCUGUGCAGAGCGUCAACUAGAAAUUGCAGAAAAGCUUUUCACUGAGGUACAACCCUCGGAAGAACGCUUCAUCCAAAUGGUGGGUGUGCGAAAAGGUCGCUCCCUGGUGCUUCGUGUGCUGCCCAAAUUAAAAGUUGAACACCAGGUAGCAACAUUGGCAGCCCUGCUGCGUCACCUAUCGUGGUUACAGCACAAGGACAGGCACGAUGGCACCCUGGAACGAGGGCUGCGCAGUGCCUUGGCAGUCAUUGAGCACGCUUCUCUCAAUGACCUCAUUCAACUGGCGGCCAGCUUGCUCAUGAACCCAGACGCUGCGUUUCCCAGCACAUUUGCUCUCCGUGUGGCCUGGGCUAUUGUAGCACAAGCAGAACAAUGUUUUCAAUGCGAAGAAGCUGGCGAGACAUUCACCAAUGAAGUUCACAAGAAAUGGGCAAAGCUGCUUUCUGAAAUGGUAGACUUGCUCAUUGCCUCAGUCAAGAAGAACGACAAUGGCCAAGAUGUCACGAGUGACCACUACAGCGCCGCAGUGCAUCUGCUGUUUCCGCACGAGCGUCGUGCCCUCGCAUCACAGCUGCAGCGAUUUGCAAUAAAUUCUCAGCUUGCCAGUGAGCUGACCUCUGGUGCAAAGUCUAACAAGGGGUCAGAGCUUCAUCAGCAGAAUGGACUUGGUGACAAAGAUACGUUUCUCUACUGUGGUGAUGAACCCGUAACUGCUGUUCACUAAGCUGCGCACAUUUUGUGCUCAGUUGUCUUUCUACUACACUUGAAGGGAAUGAAGGAAAUUUUAUCUCUCUGCUAGGAUCAUUAGAAAAGGCAACUAUUUUUGAAUCGGGCACCUACUUUACCCCUCUUUCUCUUUUUUGUAAAUCUCCAUUGGCAUCUUCAAGUGACUAUGGAGGAAUGAGCAGCAUCUCUCUCUCUCCCCCCCCUCCUCUGCUCAAGAUGGUCAGGGAUGUAUGGCAAUCGCUUAACUCAACUGUGGUGUCAGGAAUGCCGUCAUGUCUACGCAGGCCUGCUAGGCUGUUUUUAUUUUAACUGGACUGUCAAAGGUUGACAAGAUUGGAGGGUCUUCAUGGACAAAACUCGAGCUCUUUUACCUUCUCCAAGUAAAUUGUUACCUCAAGCUAUAACAGUGAGCAAAUCUUUUGCUACCAGUCAUUGAAACGUAUCUGAGAGCUAUGAAGAUUUUUCAUCUUCUAUGCACAGCUUUGGUCAUGGUAUUAUGGUACAUAUGAUAUACUUAUGCUGUUCGUAUUGUUCCUCAUUUUCAGAGUCUGCGUUGCUGUGCAGUUUGCUCAUCAUGUGAACCAAGCUAAAUUUAGUUCUCUAUUCUAUUAGUAGAGUAAGCAAUCUGAGGUGUAAUAUAUUUUAUGCCCAAUAUUUAUUGUGAAAAAGAGUAUCUGGCUUUUGUGGGGUUGUACUUUGACAUCUGAGGAGCCUUUGUGUAAAAAGAAAGGCAUCACUUCUCAUGAUUAUGAGACAUUUUGAUGCAUUGUGAUAAAAAGCAGAUCCCUUUUCAGUGCCGCAUCUUUCAAUCCUCCACAGCUGUAUCCUCAAGGGCCCCCAUACAUUUGCUUCAGGGGUUGCCUUCUUUUUUGAUCGAGUACAAGAGUUUCGAUGUUGGUUUUUUGUCAGAUGUUCUUAUCACCUCAUUUGUGACAUUGCACUGUUACAUUGCCAGUUAUCAUUCAUAACUGGUCAUUAUAAGGAUAGAGCUUAAAGUUAGAUUUGUUCAUUUUUUUUAUGCUUGCAAAUUCUGCUUGGUUCAUUAGAGCACAAUAAGCACUGUUCAGACUGGGGCAGUGUUAGCCCAUUCCUUUUUUCACUGGCUUCAUUAACCUGUGCAUUGUUUGCUUGUAGUAAAUAGAGAACAAUUAGCGUCAAAAGAUGUUUUCACUUUGUUUGUUUUUUUUUAUUGUGAGAACCUAUCACUGUACAGUUGCAAAUAUUGGUUUCAAUAUAAAAAUUUGUUGCUCAUUU
Molecule: messenger RNA, 4068 nt
Organism: Rhipicephalus microplus (southern cattle tick)
Lineage: Eukaryota; Metazoa; Arthropoda; Arachnida; Ixodida; Ixodidae
Product: Protein associated with topo II related - 1
Biological process (GO): P-body assembly; deadenylation-dependent decapping of nuclear-transcribed mRNA
Cellular component (GO): P-body
Molecular function (GO): RNA binding
Source: RefSeq, a predicted model, not a curated record